Molecule: messenger RNA, 1788 nt
Organism: Nicotiana tabacum (common tobacco)
Lineage: Eukaryota; Viridiplantae; Streptophyta; Magnoliopsida; Solanales; Solanaceae
Source: RefSeq, a predicted model, not a curated record
AUGGUUAGAAGAUCAAGAAAACAGAAGAAACAGAAAAGCAGUUCUAGUUCUUCUUGGAGUCCAGAAUCUUCAGACAGUAGCAGUGACUUGCAUUAUAGUGCAAAGUUACCAAAGAAAAAGGCAAAAAAAGACAUUUUGGCUAACCCCAUAAAAGGCUAUCUCAGUGAAGAUGACACAAAUCCUGAAAGUUCUUCAAUGAGGACAAGAAGAAAACGAAAGUGCCAAUCGAAAAAGGAGCAAUAUGUUAUAGAUGAACCAUCUUCAUCUGAGAAUAAUCAAAGUUCUGAUGUUUCAAGUGAGGAAAAGUUUAAAUGGGGAAGAAGAAAAAGAGCAACGAGAGGUAGAACUAGGAAUUCAAGAAAAGGAAAUGGCCAAAGACAGAGGAGAACAACAAUACUUUCAUGGCUAAUAGAUUGUAAGGUAAUUCAAGAAAAUGCAAAAGUUUUUGUCAUGGAAGAAGGGGAGCCAAAAACAAAGCAGGGGAAAAUAAGGAAAGAAGGCAUACUUUGUUCAUGUUGCUAUAAUGUUUUCACAGUAGCAGGCUUUUAUACUCAUGCUGGCGGCAACAACAACAACAACAUACCUAGUGUAGUCACACAAGUUGGGUCUGGGGAGGGUAGAGUGUACGCAGACUUUAACCCUACCUAUAAGAAGGCAGAGAAGCUGUUUCCGGUAGACCCUCGGCUCAGUACUCAUGCUGGAGGAACAUCUAGUAAACCUUAUGAGAAAAUUUUCAUUGCUGAAACAUGCUCUUCUCUCUUGUCUUGCAUGAUUCAAGCUUGGGAUCUUCCAGAAGAACGUAAUUAUCGUCGAUUUAAUUUGAUCGAAAACAAGGAGGAUGCUAGUGACUCUUCUGAUGAUGCUUGUAUGAUUUGUGCUGAUGGAGGUGAUCUAAUAUGUUGUGACAAAUGCAGCACUACAUAUCAUUAUGUUAAGUGCUUGGGACUAGAGGAGGUUCCUAAAGGGUCGUGGUAUUGCUCAUUUUGUGUCUGCAAAUUCUGUGGUGAUCCUGCUAAUGAAAAUGAUUAUUUGCUGAAAUGUUCUCAGUGUGAGAAAAAAUAUCAUUGGGAGUGCCAUCUAGCCAGAGUGAAAAUCAGCAUAGACAUUAACAACCACCCACAAGGCACAUUCUGUGACAAUAGCUGCAAUGAGGUCUAUGAUAAUUUGGAGAGGAGCAUUGUUGGUGUUGAACAUGAGCUCGAAGAAAGCUACAAAUGGACUGUACUUAAGAACACAGAUGAUGGCUCUGGGAUUAAUAUAGAAGACGAUUAUCAAAGAACUGUAUGCCAUUCCAAGCUAGCCGUGGCACGAAGACUUAUGGAAGACUGUUUUGAGCAAAUUACAGACAGACAUACUAGAAUUGAUGUCAUUAAAAGUGUGGUCUACAACUGUGGAAGGUUACGGGUUCAGUGGAAACAGCCUCCUGCAGAAAUGCAGGACAAGGUUGCGUCAAAUUUUAACAGGGUGAAUUUCAGGGGUUUUUACACUAUUAUUUUAGAAAAGAAUGAGGAAAUCAUUUCUGCAGCAUCCAUAAGGAUCCAUGAAACAAAGCUUGCUGAAAUGCCCUUCAUUGCAACAAACAAGGAAUAUAGGAGAAAAGGAAUGUGCAGAGAGCUUAUGGUUACCAUUGAAUCAUUAUUAUUUAUUCUCACUUUUUAUGGACGGCUAGCAAUAGCUGAGAAGUACUUUGAGCUGAUGAUCUUAUUUGAUGCAGGUCCUUCACUAUUUGAAGGUAGAAAAGCUGGUAAUUCCAUCAGUAUCAGAACGCAUAGGCGCCUGGGUUGCUAA